Columba livia (rock pigeon) is the source of this 3999-nucleotide messenger RNA. It is a transcript of the gene NKX2-8, whose product is annotated as NK2 homeobox 8. The record is from RefSeq and is a predicted model, not a curated record. Gene Ontology annotation, cellular component: nucleus. Gene Ontology annotation, molecular function: DNA-binding transcription factor activity, RNA polymerase II-specific; RNA polymerase II cis-regulatory region sequence-specific DNA binding. Gene Ontology annotation, biological process: regulation of transcription by RNA polymerase II; cell differentiation. Bases 2771 to 3478 code for a protein of 235 amino acids. NCBI's taxonomy places the organism in Eukaryota, Metazoa, Chordata, Aves, Columbiformes, Columbidae. The transcript is spliced from 2 exons.
UCCUUUUAGACUCGGGGCGUCCGGGAGCGCGGGGCAGCAGCGGCGCUGCGGGCCGGGGGCCCUCAGGCGGGCAGGUGAGCACGGCAGUACCUGGCGGGGAGAUGGGGGCCUAGCCGACGCCCACCUCCCGCCGGCCGCGGCCUGCCCCGGCGGUGACACGGGCAGCCGGGGGCGGAAGCGGGGGGGCAGGGCAAACGCGGGAGGAGCCGCUCCGCCGAGGACGACCACGUCGUUUCAAUUUAAUCUCAUUUAAAAAGACAUAACUAAUAAAUUUGUAUGGACGGGGCUGCCGGAGACGUAAAGCAGAGUCGAUAGUGGUUCAAUCCCAUUGAACCCUAUUGAAAACCAUGACAACAAGGAACAAGCUCCGAUUUAUCCCGGAGAGUUAAAGCACAUUGUGGGAAGGCGUCAAUCACCUAUUAUUCCAGAUCUGAACAAAUGCAAAAUCUUGACUGGAACAAAUGCUUCCAACAGGUCCGGGACAUAGGGCUACAUUUCCCUUUUGUUCACGGCCUAGCAGUUGGCAUGUAUUUGUGCUCCCCUCGCUCCGACCACCCAGGACGGCUGGGAGGCUGUGCUUGGAGCGGGGAAGAUAACUACUGUCACCAGGCGCGCUUGAUAGGUGGCUGCAGUAAUCUCGGCCUGGGAAUCGUUUAUAUGGAGCCUAUCCAGUCCUGAAGAAAUAUGCGAGAAGUUGGCCAAAUGGAGCCCUGUGCCUCCUUCAAUUCGCCCACAAACCUCGCCGAUAUAGAUUUCGUCUCUCCCUCGUCAUUAUUGCUCUAUUGACUUUUUCCCUGUGAAGUGUAACUGCUUCCACAAGCGACACACAGAGCAGGGCGGGGAGUGGCGGCGGCGGCCGAGGCAGACGGGGAUCGGGGCUGGGGAGCAAGAGUAGGGAUUGAUAAAUAUAAUCUAUACACAAUAUCUUAUAGAUAUCUCUUUGGACAAGGAAAUUCGAAGCAACAAAACGGCCGGCUACAAGCGUAAUGUGUGUCCGAGCUUCUAUUUCUAGGCCCGCAGUGCACCAUCAAGGUGUUUCAAGCAGUUUGCCCGGCGGGGCUGUGCUGUGAGCGCUUUGGCCGGCAUUCAGGGGAAAGAGGAUCUGCUCGGGGAGCCUUCCCUCCAGGCCUUUCCGACAUCCAGCCGGACGCGUCUCCCACUAGUUUUCCAGACGGUGCCGCGUCUCUCCCGCGAAACCAGCGGGAAGCAGAGGGGAGGGGCGCUGCCGGCCGCGGGUGGGAAGCAUGUCCCGCCUCCGCCCUCCCUGAGACCCCACGGCUCGACCCACGCUGCGCGACCCUCGUGAAACAGGCCAAUCGCGCCCGUCGGUCGCUUUCACCCCUGUUCUGCGGCUAAGGACCGAGCCAGGCCACUGCGGUUUUGCAUGUGAACGGCUCAUCAGGCUUAUUGUUUCUAUGUCAUAUUUUUUUAUAAGUCCUCGGCGGACAUCGAGGCUGGGCAAAGCCCGAUCGCAGCUUCUGGCGGGGAUGGGGCUGCCCGGUGAAAGGCUGCGAGAAGGCUGUUGCCCGGCGGAGGGGAGAGCGGAGCUGCCGCCGGGCCUUCCCGGGCCGUGCCCAGCCGAUGCUUGUACCCUCUUCCCAGGGGGAUGCCGAGGUUCCGGGUUUGUUCCCUGAUGCUUUCUGUGGACGAAGUGGCGCUCGGCGGGGACGGGAGACAUGCGGAUAAAUAAAUGCAACAUGAUCUUUUCUCUCUCCCAGCUGGUAUCGUUUCAGUCACUCACACACAUAGCUCGAGGGGAUAUUCCUUAGGUUAGUACAACGCAAAAUGGUGCUAAAAAACCUCUCCUCUUCCCCUCCUCCCUACUCUUGUUUAUGGAAGGAGUGUACCGGGCUCCCCUCGUCUCCCCGUCAAGCCCAUGCCAUCGCCAUUCUCGAGGAAAAGGUGCGCUUUCUCUCCACCCAGCCCAGGAGAUGCAAAAAAAAACAAAAAACAAAACAAAAAACAAAACAAAACAAAACAAAAGCGGAGAGCCCAUCCCCUCAUCGCAUACACCCGUCAGCCUUCCCCGCCGAGAGCAUAGCCGAGGUGUGAAAAAUUCCCCGUUGAGCGUAGGAAACCUGCCAAUGACAGGAGGUAGAAUUGGAGGUAGCAUCGCAAACAGCCAAGGGAAAUAAAAGAAAUAACGACUAAAAUUCCUUCCAGGUUUAAAGAGAGAGUUGGGGGGGGGGGUGGAAAUAAAGAGGGAGAAGCGGGGAGGGGGCUCUCGGCAGGCUAUGCGGAUGUCCUGGGAGGAUUCACUUUGUCUGCGGAUAGAAGGGACGCUGGUGGCUUUGGUGGCGGAUGGAGGGGGGUGGUUGUUGGUCAUCCACAUGCCACCCAAGAUGUUAUUCACUGCUAACAAUUACCAUUAUCUGUCCCCACUUUUGGCUAAUCAGACAGAAUAUGUAAUGAUGAAGCCUGUUUCCUGCUGUCUUUGGGAGGUAACGGGUUAUUCUCUCAUGGGGGUAGCGGGAGGGGGGGUUACACCUACUCCCAUUAGGGCUUUAGCACUUGACUAAUUCAGGUACUUAGCAUCCUAUAGACAGGGACGGUUUGAAAGCAGGCAGUGCUUGCAGUGGGGAGGACUGUUUAUAUAAACAGGACACCUCUGUAAACGACACUAAUAUUUGGGGUUAGGUGGCGAUGGAAGGGAAGGUUCUCUUCAGCCAGGAGAUUCCCCAAUAACUGGGCGCAGUCCUCUCCUCGCAGCUUUCAAGGGAGGGGGUUCGGGGCUUUGGGGCGAUUUUUGGGGGUGUGUGCACAACCUACAAUGGCCACAUCUGGCAGGAUGAGUUUUACAGUGAGAAGCAUUUUGGAUUUACCAGAACAGGAUGCUAAUAAUAUAAAGCAAGCCUCUGAUCAUCACCUCUCAGCGAAGAAUUACAGCGGCUCGUCGUACCGACGGUGGAUAGAAACAGACAGAAAUCACUAUCCCUCUUCCGACGAGAGCGGCCCGGAGCUGAGCGUGCCCGACUCCACCCAAAGGUCGCUCCCGACCCACGGCUCGGAGGCCGAGAAGAAGAAGAAGCGGCGGGUGCUCUUCUCCAAGGCGCAGACUCUGGAGCUGGAGCGGCGGUUCCGGCAGCAGCGGUACCUCUCGGCGCCAGAACGGGAGCAGUUGGCCCGGCUGCUAAGCCUCACUCCCACCCAGGUGAAGAUCUGGUUCCAAAACCACCGCUACAAGAUGAAGCGGGCGCGGAGCGAGGGCCCCGCCAGCCCCCCGUCGCGCCCGCCCGCCCUGUUGCGCCGGGUGGUGGUGCCGGUGCUGGUGCGGGACGGGGAGCCCUGCCGCGGCUGCCCCGCCAGCCCUCCGACACCUGCCGCCCGCCCCAAACUGGGCUGCUCCAUGGCGGGCUGCAGCGCCCAGGCCACCCUCACCCUGCAGGGCUAUCGAGCCUGCCCGCCCGCCUCCGCCCUCGGCGUCUUCCCCUCUUACCAGCACUUACCGCACCCCGCCGUCGUCUCCUGGGGAUGGUGACAACGGCGCUUCGCCCUCCGGGGCCGGACUGAUCCCACGAACGGGGGUGGCCCGCCCGAGCCCCGGACUCCUGGCGCGGGGAAAGCGCUGGGGCGCGCCGGGGUACCGCGGCUGCAGGGUUCGGGCGGGCCGCGCGGCGGAGCGCGGCUCCGGGGCGGCGGCGGACAAGCGGGCAGAAAGGCCGGCUCGGAGAAAGAUCGCCCGGGCCGCCCUUCUCUCCGCUGAGCUCAACCGAGGUGGCGGUUACCGAGUGCGCCUCAAUUUUUGUAAAAUCUCCUCUCCUCCCGCUCCUUUUCGAGAGGUUUCUUGUUAAAAAAGAACAAUAAUCCUAGCGACUUAGUUUAUUUUAAAAUAGCUGAUCCUCCCAGCGACUAAUAAAAUGAUUUUUGACAAAUACGUUUUUUCCUGGCAGAGAAAUGUAUUUUUUACGAUUGGGGCUUUUUCUUAGGAUUACCUCCCAUGCAAUAUAAGCUUAAACACUUCUCUUGGUAGCGCCAGAGGAAUAUCACUUUCAAGUUCGU